ACUUGAUGCUUGUUGUUGCAAUUUUCAGUGCAUUCAGCCGGCCGCAACGAACGCCACAGAAAAGUUUGCAUGUUGCACUUCUGAUUAAAUUAAGGGCUUGGUUUACUAACAGUGUUUCGUAUCGAUUGAAUUAAAAUCCCAGCACGAUGGACACGUGCUGCCGGACGUGCUCCCGGACCGACAACUUCCAGGCGAUUUCGGUGGACGCGAUCUCGCAAAACAACGGAGAACCGGUCUAUCUGAUGCUGAUUUACUGCACGCAGCUGCAGUUCUCCAACCGCGACAACUUUCCGCAGCAGAUAUGUUACGACUGCAUGGCCCGGCUGGACGCCGCUUUCGAGUUUUGGAAGCAGUCCCGCCAAGCUGACGCCACUCUGCACCAGCAGCUUGUGCUCGGUUCCGGCAGUCAACAACUGGUGGCGACCACGACCACCACUACCGUCGAUGUAGCGUAUCCUCCGGAAGGACAAACACAACAAGCGCUGCCGGAAGACGAAAACAACUUCCAGGCUGAAGAGUGCAAGUUAAAUGCUCAGACGCAGGUCAUUGCGAUUGACGAGGACGUGGAUUCUGAAGUUGAGGCGAUUACGGGGGAACAACCGCCGCCGCCGCCGCCGAUGGUGUCGGUCGGGGAGGAAGGACUUGGAGACGAAGCCCUGACACAUCAACGGUACAUCAUUGAUAGCGAAGCCGAGAGUGAGGGCGAGGAAGAGCAGGAACCGGAGCCGGUUAGAGUGGAAAGGCCGACGACGAAGCCAACGUUUAAAAUCAAGAUCAACCGCACUAAAAAGACCAAAUUCGUGACCAUGGGAAGGCUCAAGUGUCAGCACUGCAAGCUGAGCUUCCACGCGAGUUCGCUCUAUCAACGCCACAUGAGAAUGCACGCCAUGACGUGCCAACACUGUGGCAAGGUCUUCGCGUCCACCACAUCCCGGAACCGUCACGAGACUAGCAACUGUUCGGUGCUCAAGAACGUAACCUUCAGCAUUUACUGCGAGCACUGCAACCGUGGCUUUACCAACGACAAGACCCUUAAAAAACACAAAGACCACGUCUGCCCCGUCCUGCAUCCCGACGGUUCCCUCUACAUCAACUCCGCCAUCUGCAAGUACUGCCGCAAGGGUUUCUCCUCCAACCAGAACAUGAUCCGCCACCAGCGCCUGGCCUGCCCGGUCUUGAAACGACCCCCGGACCAGCCGCUGUCCUCGGUGCACGUCCCCAAGCAGUGCCCCUACUGUCGCAAGCGGUUCAACACGUCCAAGGAAAUCAAACGGCACGUGCGGCAUUGUCUGAAGCGUAGACCAGUUACACCGGCGCCGCCACUGCAGGAGGACAUUGACAGCCCGAACUACGAGGUACACCCGGCCGAACUGCUGGACUGCGUCAUGAAGCAGGAACAGGACGAGUUGCUGGAAAAUUGAACGGGGACUCUUUAAUUGUAGAAGCACGAAGCAGCGGAAAUCUGCUGUUUCAGUAAACGAAUAAACGAAUAAAACAAA
Culex quinquefasciatus (southern house mosquito) is the source of this 1499-nucleotide messenger RNA. Its product is annotated as PR domain zinc finger protein 2-like. The transcript is spliced from 2 exons. The record is from RefSeq and is a predicted model, not a curated record. Bases 147 to 1421 code for a protein of 424 amino acids. NCBI's taxonomy places the organism in Eukaryota, Metazoa, Arthropoda, Insecta, Diptera, Culicidae. Gene Ontology annotation, molecular function: RNA polymerase II transcription regulatory region sequence-specific DNA binding; DNA-binding transcription factor activity, RNA polymerase II-specific; zinc ion binding. Gene Ontology annotation, biological process: regulation of transcription by RNA polymerase II. Gene Ontology annotation, cellular component: nucleus.